UAUAGCGAAAUCGUGAAGUCCUGUAAAUAUCACUUGAAACUUGCAAGCUAGGCCUAGAUCUACGUCUACACCAUUAAAAUUCAUCAUGUCGAAACGCCUCAAAGAAAUUAUCUUACGAAAUCAUUACAAGCCGACUGAGUACAUAAACAUGAAUAAACCACUGGCACUGAGAGACAGAGUAUCACUGAAAAAGACAAAACCAGAAGCUGCAACCUGUAUUACCGAGAUGGCAGUAUUAAUGUCCUGUUGGAAGCAGCAUGAUUUCACUGAUGCAGACUGUUCAGACGAGAUCAAUCUCUUUAACAAGUGUUUGGCAGAUUCGGAGCUUGUAAAGAGGGAAGCAACUCAGGCUGGGAAAACCGGGACAGCUCAGAAACUCACCAGCAAACAAAUCAAUGAACUAUUAUGGAAGUACCCUCUACCCAAGCAAAAAUGAUGAAAGACUAUGCGUGCAAGAAAAUCAGAAACAUUUAGAAACAGUGAGAAAUUUUGACAAACUGAGAGAUCAUCAGGAGAGUCAGAAUUGAUACGAGUUGAAGACUGGCCGUGAUUUGAAUGUAGCCAGGGUCAAGCUGACGUGGGCGAUUUGACUUUAAGAGGUGGCUUGGUGUUGAUCCAGAAACCUUGAAGGAGCACUACUUCGGUGGAUUCUUUUUAAAACCAAAGAUUUCAAGUCUUGGUAAUGAUGGAAGGAAUAUUGAGAGAAUGCAGUGGUACAUGUGUUUGAACAUUGAAGACACGUUGAAAAGCAGAAGGCUGUCAACUGACUAUUUCUGUGGAGAAGAGAAGAAGGAAUAUUUCAUUUGCUGAAAGCCAGAAGGGCGU
This is a messenger RNA of Strongylocentrotus purpuratus (purple sea urchin), 825 nucleotides long. It is a transcript of the gene chchd1, whose product is annotated as coiled-coil-helix-coiled-coil-helix domain-containing protein 1. Gene Ontology annotation, cellular component: nucleoplasm; mitochondrion; mitochondrial ribosome. Gene Ontology annotation, molecular function: RNA binding. The transcript is spliced from 3 exons. Lineage: Eukaryota; Metazoa; Echinodermata; Echinoidea; Camarodonta; Strongylocentrotidae. The coding region runs from base 86 to 436 and encodes 116 amino acids. The record is from RefSeq and is a predicted model, not a curated record. Gene Ontology annotation, biological process: mitochondrial translation.